AUGGAUUUUCCUCAUCCAAAUGAACUUUUCUUAUUAGAACAUAAUUAUGCAUUACCCCGCUUGGAAAAUGUUGAAGAUGUUGAGCAUGCUGAAAGGCAAAGACAACAUCAUCUUGAAAUUGUACGACGAAGGAGGGCCAAUGAAUCUUUGCAACAGGCCCAACAGCGUAGAGCAGCAGAUGCUCUACGCCAAAAUGCAAGACGAGCAGUAGAAAAUGUUGCAGAUGCAAAUGCACGACAGCAUGCUGAAGCACAACGUCAUCGUGCGAAUAGAGAAAAUGAAUUACCUCAACAAGCUGCAGUAAGACGCAGGGCAGAUGUUUUGCGUCAUCGAGUAGCUAGGGCUCCACGUUUACUAAAUUUAGCUAGGAUUAACAAUGUUUUACCUCCUACACAUUCUGCAGGUGAGUUUAAUAUAGUAUGUCAGCAUUGUGGAGCUAUUAAAUUUAAUAAUGAAAAUCAUUUUAAGUGUUGUCACAAUGGCAAAGUGGCCCUGCGUGCCAUAUUACAAUUUCCUGCUGAAAUACGUGAAUUGUUAAGCAACGACUCUGCCCAAGCUAAACAGUUUCGUAAGUAUAUCAGAGUAUACAAUAAUGCUUUUAGUUUUGCUUCUUUGUCAGCAAACAUUCGACCACCGCCAGGUCGUGGACCACCCUGUUUUAGAAUAUGUGCUCAAUUAUUUCACAGGUAUGGUGCUUUAUUACCUGCUCAGAAUGAACUACCUAAUUUUAGCCAAUUGUAUAUUAUAGAAGCUGCAGCUGCCUUAAACAUGCGUAUUGAGAAUCCAACACAUGCUCAUUGUAAUUGCGAAACAAUGCAGAUAAUUCAAGAUGUUCUUAACAGGGAUUCUCCAUAUGCUGCAGCUUAUAGCAAUAUGGCUGAAGUGGAACGUGAAGAAACAGCCAGAGCAGCUGUGGAAAACAGACAGCCUUCUGUUGUAAGUAUGGUAAUGCGAGAGGGUAAUGAUCGCAGAAGGUAUAAUGCCCCCUUGCAUCAGGAAGUUGCUGCCAUCUUUGUUGGUAAUGAUGGUGCACCUCCUGCUGCAAGAGAUAUUGUUGUUUAUCCACGUAAUCAACCUUUGCGACAAAUCCCUUAUACAUCAUGCAAUAUUGAUCCUAUGAUGAGAGAAUUCUCUGCCCUUCAUCUAGCAGGUAAAUUGUUUCAGCAGUUUUUAGUAGAUGCAUAUGUUAAAGUUGAAGGUCAACGGCUUGCAUUUAUUCGCCUAAAUCAAAACCAGCUUCGAGCAGAGUCCUACCAAGGACUUCUGGAUUACUUCCAAAAUGCUGCAGAUCAACGUAACUUACAAGCAGGUAAUGUUGUUGUCUUGCCUUCCACCUUUUCUGGCUCACCCCGUAACAUGCAUCAGUUGUACCUUGAUGCAAUGGCUUUGGUUUCAAAGAAGGGUAAGCCAGAUUUGUUCUUGACUUUUACUUGCAAUCCAAAAUGGCCAGAAAUUGUUACUAAUUUGUUACCUGGUCAAUCUGCUUCUGAUAGACCAGAUUUAGUUGCAAGGGUGUUUAAAUUAAAAUUACUUGCUUUGAAAAAAGAUUUAAAAGACGGUGUAAGGUGUUCUGUGUGCACAUCAAGUUACUGUUUACCUCUUGAAAGGUAUGUGGGAUGUACUGCAACAAGUUAUUGUGUACCUCUUGAAAGGUAUGUGUGUUGCGUUUCAGGCAAAUUACUGAGUACCUCUUUGAAGUACACUAAAAUUAAUGUUCCUACCUUUUUCAAAACUAAGAUAAUAGAUGUUUCAAGCUGUCUUGAAAUAGUGCCUCUUUCAAUUUUACCCUUCCAGUAA
Hydractinia symbiolongicarpus is the source of this 1797-nucleotide messenger RNA. RefSeq lists its product as uncharacterized. The record is from RefSeq and is a predicted model, not a curated record. The coding region runs from base 1 to 1797 and encodes 598 amino acids. NCBI's taxonomy places the organism in Eukaryota, Metazoa, Cnidaria, Hydrozoa, Anthoathecata, Hydractiniidae. The transcript has 5 exons.